GUGAAUACAGGGACGACAUAUAUACACUUAUUUUAUUUUAUUUUUAUUUCUUCCUUCCCGACUGCUUCCCUCCUCUCUCCCGGCUCACCUUCCAGAUCACACCAGGAGGGACUUUCAGUGGUAGAUCUGAUGUACUUGGUGGUUGAUCUCAAUUACUCUGAAGAUCAUGAUGGCCCUUGAACGCAAAGAAAGUAUGCAGAGGAACUGUGAGGCCUCUAUAAAAUGCCUCCAGAAUAAUGGAAUCCCAUUCAGUCUGCAACAUAGUGGAAAUUCUGCUGAUGGGUUCCAAGAAAUUUCAGAUGAAAUCAGUUGUCAUGGCAGCAAUGAUAUUCCUGAAACAAACCACCUAUUGGCUAACAAUUUCAUUGAACGUCCAAAUGAAUUUCACAAUAAACCUGCUUAUCAGCAUAAUUCUGGAUCAUGGCAAGCCUUCCAUUUUGACUCUCAAAAGGUGCAGCAGUGCCAGAUGAGUGCUUCCGAAUGUCAGUUCUACUCUUUGCCAGUGGAGAAUCGCUUCCAAUAUGUUCCUUUCAAAAUGUUUGAACAGAAUUAUCAUUGCGAUCGUCGGUUGCAAGAGUUCCAAUAUUUUGUGGUUAUAGACUUUGAAGCAACGUGUGAUAAGGAUAGAAAUCCCCAUCCGCAGGAAAUAAUUGAGUUCCCAUCUGUAAUUGUUAGUAGUGUGACUGGCCAACUAGAAGCUUGCUUUCAAACUUACGUGCGUCCAACGUGCAAUCAGCUCUUGAGCGAUUUCUGCAGGGAUCUAACAGGAAUUCAGCAAAUUCAGGUGGACAGAGGUGUUACUCUCAAUGAAGCUCUCCUCAGGCAUGAUAAAUGGCUUGAAAAGAAGGGGAUUAAGAAUACAAAUUUCGCGGUGGUAACUUGGUCUAACUGGGAUUGCCGAGUCAUGUUAGAGUCGGAAUGCCGUUUCAAGAAGAUUCGGAAGCCUCCAUAUUUCAACCGAUGGAUCAACUUAAAACUUCCAUUUCGUGAGGUUUUUGGGGGAGCACAAUGCAAUCUAAAGGAAGCGGUUGAGAUGGCAGGCUUAGCUUGGCAAGGUCGUGCUCAUUGUGGUCUUGAUGAUGCCAAGAACACUGCUCGUUUACUUGCCCUUCUUAUGCAUAGAGGCUUCAGAUUUUCCAUCACCAAUUCAUUGAUGUGGCAGACUUCUGACUGCCCAUUCCAAUGGAAACAAUCCCCAGGAGCCAUGACACUCACUCCACAACCGCCAAUGAAACCGAAGCCUGUGCACGUACCCAUCAUCCAAUACUACCCGUACUGUUUCUGCGGGGUUAGAAGCAGCAGAGGUAUGGUUCGCAAGCCAGGACCAAAGCAAGGGAGUUGUUUCUUUGGCUGUGGGAACUGGACUGCUACCAAAGGUGCACGUUGCCAUUACUUCGAAUGGGCCUCGCCCUGAUGCAUCGAAACACCAAUGAAUCCUUCUUAUUCGAAGCGUUCACUAAAUGAAUUUAUGUAAAAAGAAAAAAAAAAAAAAACAGUCAAAAAAUAAACAAAAGAGUAAAAGAAAAAAUGUAUUGGAAGAUAUGAAGUUUGAUUUCUGUCUCCUGGUAGAAGGUAAACUUGGGUGCUUGGUGAAGUUUCUGAGUCAUACAGAAUUAGAUGAGUUGCUGGUUGAAUAUUGUGAAAUUCUGCUCCUCAAAAUGAAAAAAGAAAACACAAAAACAAAGUAGUUCAAGCUUUUGGGAGCUUCCAACUUGUAAAGCUGACUUAUUGACUGGAGAACCUAUUGGGGUGUGAGCUGUGAGAGAUUAUGGGUAGUGUUAGGAUGGUGCUUUUAUAAUCAUCUUUCAGGCAUAUGCUAAAUUAUCUGAAUAACCUUCUGGAUAGGUAUGCUUUCCUUAUUUUCAUCUUUUAAUCUUAUUCUAAUGGCAAUCAGUAGAAUUGCUCAUAUCA
This is a messenger RNA of Cucurbita pepo subsp. pepo (vegetable marrow), 1911 nucleotides long. RefSeq lists its product as uncharacterized. Gene Ontology annotation, molecular function: 3'-5'-RNA exonuclease activity; zinc ion binding; nucleic acid binding. NCBI's taxonomy places the organism in Eukaryota, Viridiplantae, Streptophyta, Magnoliopsida, Cucurbitales, Cucurbitaceae. The record is from RefSeq and is a predicted model, not a curated record.